Molecule: messenger RNA, 2805 nt
Organism: Amborella trichopoda
Lineage: Eukaryota; Viridiplantae; Streptophyta; Magnoliopsida; Amborellales; Amborellaceae
Product: cell division cycle protein 48 homolog
Biological process (GO): retrograde protein transport, ER to cytosol; mitotic spindle disassembly; autophagosome maturation
Cellular component (GO): VCP-NPL4-UFD1 AAA ATPase complex; cytosol; nucleus
Molecular function (GO): ATP binding; polyubiquitin modification-dependent protein binding; ATP hydrolysis activity
Source: RefSeq, a predicted model, not a curated record
CCUCUAGAAAUACUUAUACGCCUAUAAAUAGGGUCCACGAGCUGUCGCAACUAGCAUCUUCCAAGGUCCAAGAGCUCUCGCAACUCGAUAGUAUUUGCCGUGCUCUUUCUCCUCUCCUCUCCUCUUCCAGAUCUUUGACCUCUUUUUUACAAUGGCGGCAUCGAGUUCUGAUCAACCUGAAUCGUCUUCUGAUGCAAAAGGAAAGAAGGAUUUUAGCACAGCAAUUCUGGAACGUAAGAAAGCCCCUAAUCGCCUUGUUGUCGAUGAAGCUAUCAAUGAUGACAAUUCAGUUGUCUCCAUGAACCCUGCAACUAUGGAGAAGCUUCAAUUUUUCCGUGGAGAUACUAUUCUUAUCAAGGGGAAAAAGCGGAAGGAUACAGUAUGUGUCGUUCUGGUUGAUGAGCAGUGUGAAGAACCCAAGAUUAGAAUGAACAAAGUAGUGAGGGCUAAUCUAAGGGUGCGUCUUGGUGAUGUCGUCUCUGUGCAUCAGUGCCCUGAUGUUAAGUAUGGGAAGCGUGUUCACAUCCUUCCAAUUGAUGAUACAAUUGAGGGUGUGACCGGGAAUCUCUUUGAUGCUUAUUUAAAACCUUACUUCUUGGAAUCCUAUCGGCCGGCUAGAAAGGGAGAUCUGUUUCUUGUCAGAGGUGGUAUGCGAAGUGUUGAAUUCAAAGUCAUUGAGACAGAUCCUGGUGAUUAUUGUGUUGUUGCCCCAGAUACUGAGAUAUUCUGUGAGGGGGAGCCUGUGAGGCGUGAGGAUGAAGAAAGAUUGAAUGAGGUAGGAUAUGAUGAUGUUGGUGGAGUUAGAAAGCAAAUGGCUCAAAUACGCGAGCUGGUUGAACUUCCUCUGAGACACCCUCAGCUUUUUAAGUCUAUCGGUGUGAAGCCUCCAAAAGGUAUAUUGCUGUAUGGGCCACCAGGUUCUGGGAAAACCCUAAUUGCACGAGCUGUUGCCAAUGAAACUGGUGCAUUUUUCUUCUUAAUCAAUGGGCCCGAGAUCAUGUCAAAGCUGGCUGGAGAGAGCGAAAGCAAUCUAAGAAAAGCUUUUGAGGAGGCAGAGAAAAAUGCUCCAUCUAUCAUUUUUAUUGAUGAAAUUGACUCUAUAGCCCCAAAGAGAGAAAAAACACAUGGUGAAGUAGAAAGGCGCAUUGUAUCACAACUUCUUACUCUUAUGGAUGGUCUUCAGUCCCGAGCUCAUGUAAUUGUGAUGGGGGCUACUAAUAGGCCCAAUAGCAUUGACCCAGCUCUUAGAAGGUUCGGAAGGUUUGAUCGGGAGAUUGAUAUUGGUGUUCCAGAUGAAGUCGGAAGGCUGGAAGUCCUUCGUAUUCAUACGAAGAAUAUGAAGCUUGCAGAUGAUGUGGAUCUUGAAAGAGUAGCCAAAGACACACAUGGGUAUGUUGGUGCAGAUCUUGCUGCUCUUUGCACGGAGGCUGCACUCCAGUGCAUCAGGGAAAAGAUGGACAUCAUCGACCUGGAGGAUGAAACAAUCGAUGCCGAGAUUCUCAACUCCAUGGCUGUGACAAAUGAACACUUUCAAACUGCAUUGGGUUCUUCGAAUCCAUCUGCUUUGCGUGAAACGGUUGUUGAGGUACCGAAUGUCUCAUGGGAAGAUAUUGGUGGUUUGGACAAUGUCAAGAGGGAGCUUCAGGAGACUGUUCAAUACCCAGUGGAGCAUCCUGAGAAAUUUGAGAAGUUUGGCAUGUCACCAUCUAAAGGAGUAUUAUUUUAUGGCCCUCCUGGCUGUGGGAAAACCCUCCUUGCAAAGGCCAUUGCAAACGAGUGUCAGGCUAACUUCAUUAGUGUUAAGGGACCUGAAUUGUUGACGAUGUGGUUUGGAGAAAGUGAAGCUAACGUGCGAGAGAUAUUCGAUAAAGCCCGCCAGUCGGCUCCAUGUGUGCUUUUCUUUGAUGAACUUGAUUCGAUUGCUACUCAGCGUGGAAGUAGUGUUGGUGAUGCUGGUGGUGCUGCCGAUAGGGUUUUGAAUCAGCUGUUGACAGAAAUGGAUGGCAUGAAUGCAAAGAAGACAGUUUUCAUCAUUGGGGCAACCAAUAGGCCCGACAUUAUUGACCCUGCAUUGCUAAGGCCUGGACGAUUGGACCAGCUGAUUUACAUUCCCUUGCCAGAUGAGGCUUCAAGGCUGCAAAUUUUCAAGGCUUGCUUGCGCAAAUCCCCUGUUUCAAAGGAUGUUGAUCUCUCAGCCCUUGCUCACUAUGCUCAUGGUUUCAGUGGAGCUGAUAUCACAGAAAUAUGUCAGCGUGCUUGCAAAUAUGCAAUCAGAGAGAACAUUGAGAAGGACAUCGAACGGGAGAGGAAGAAGAGUGAGAAUCCCGAGGCAAUGGAGGAGGAUGACAUUGAUGAUGUUCCCGAGAUCAAGGCUGCACAUUUUGAAGAGUCCAUGAAAUAUGCCAGGAGGAGUGUCAGUGAUGCUGACAUUCGCAAGUACCAAAUGUUUGCUCAAACUCUGCAUCAAUCUCGAGGAUUUGGGUCAGAGUUUCGAUUCCCCGAGCGACCUGAAAAUCCCUCAGGAACAGGGGCUGCAGAUCCAUUAUCUUCUACAGCUCCUGUUGGCGAUGAUGAUGAUCUUUAUAAUUAAUAAGAAGUUUGCGCUUAACUUAAAAGAGGAGAUAGGGAUACUGUAUCAUCACAAAGAACAGUUUUUUUUAUUGGUUUUUUGUCUUGCCUGGAUCUCUCACUACAGGAACAAUCAAAAUGUGAUCUCAAAUGUUGAUACAAUGUAGUGGUGGAAAUCGUGGGUUAAAUUUUAUUUAAAAGGGGGAAUGGCAAAUUGACAGAGAAUUUGUUGCCUCA